Molecule: messenger RNA, 807 nt
Organism: Closterium sp. Naga37s-1
Lineage: Eukaryota; Viridiplantae; Streptophyta; Zygnematophyceae; Desmidiales; Closteriaceae
Source: the annotation of a GenBank genome assembly
CCCCCGGCAUGAACAAUCGUCCCUUCCCAUUGCGCAGAGGCAGCACCCCUGGCGUCGCGCAGAGGCUGCACUGCUGGCGUUCGCAGCGGCCUUGGGAAACCAUCCAGUAUUAGCCUCGUACGGCAACUGGCUCAACGUAACGGUGGGAAUGACAUACGAGACAACCAAGCCGUGCGUGCAGUUCUGGAAGUUCAUCACAUGCGAUUCGGAAGGCCGAUUCAGUGGCAUCAAUUUUAUGGACAACAAGAUGGUCGGACCCAUCCCCAACACGCUCUCCACUUUGAAAUCCCUCCAAUAUCUCGAUGUGAGUCUGAAUCGCAUCACAGGGCCAAUGCCACGUGGCAUCGCCACCCUCACCAAUCUGACACGCCUCGCCGCAUCCCACAACCAGAUGACCGGCGCGCUGCUGCCGGGGCUUGGCAACCUGAGGCAGCUCACGAUCCUGGACCUGGGCGGAAACAGGUUUCAAGGGCCCAUGCCAGCAAGCUGGGGUAAUCUCAAGAAGCUCCAGACCCUCAAUCUGCAGAGGCUGAAUCUAGGAGGGGCGGUGCCGGCAGCAUGGGCGGGCAUGGUGUCUCUCGAGCACUUUGUGGCGAACGCUGCUCGCAUGCGCGGCCGCUUCCCCUCUGCGCUGCUGAAGCUGCCACGCAUCUCAGACAUCCUUCUCUCCAACAACUUCCUCUGGGGCUCCCUACCGCCUGCUGCCAAGCUCUUUGCUCCCAGGACACUCACGCACCUCGAUGUGAGCGGCAACUACCUCAGUGGUGCCGUGCCAAAGGUGCCUGCAGGCCGUCAGAUUGUGUUCAA